This is a messenger RNA of Symbiodinium necroappetens, 208 nucleotides long. Lineage: Eukaryota; Dinophyceae; Suessiales; Symbiodiniaceae. The record is from the annotation of a GenBank genome assembly.
GCUCGACAGCAGCGGCGACGCGGGGCAAGACGACACUGAUCCGGAAAACUAUGCAAGAGUGACCAGGCAACUGUCUGCAGAGGACGUGGUCGACCCAGCCAGAGACGCCGUCUUCGCUUGGUGCAGGAAAGCUUACCGAAGUGUGGAGAAGCCAGAGCUCCAGACCACCGUGUCGGCGGACACACCCCGAGAGAACUUCACCCACUUC